Molecule: messenger RNA, 1036 nt
Organism: Ostrea edulis (European flat oyster)
Lineage: Eukaryota; Metazoa; Mollusca; Bivalvia; Ostreida; Ostreidae
Exons: 2
Coding region: 34-696 (220 amino acids)
Source: RefSeq, a predicted model, not a curated record
GAACCCGAGGUCACUUUGAAGAUACUACGUCCAAUGAAAGAAGUGGACUUCAAAUCGAUAACUGUCACAAGAACAUUUGAUAUAAGAACGCUAAGUCUCACGUAUAUUGCUCACAUAAUAGGUCCAGAGGACACUGAAGGCGAAUUCAAUGGUACUUUGAAAAGAGUGAAAGAUGUCGGCAAUUACAAGGUCCUCCAAGCCACACUGACAAUUCCUGCGUUAGAAAGACGUGGUGAAAACUAUCCAGUCAUCGUGCUGUCAUCCAAAUCUUCGUCCUCCACAUACAUAAUGGGAAUCAACACUUUAUCCACCACCUAUAAACAGAGGGUGAUUCCUGGAGAAGGAUGUCUCUACAGAAUUUCUAGUACAGGCAAUGCUGGUGCCAUUUCUUAUAACACAAAGGCAACAUGUUAUCGGAGAACUCAGAAGGUUUUCACCUACUUCAAGGCGGGAUUUGAAAAGACAGAAAAGGGAUUGACAUUUCUUUUUGACGAAGAAGACGAGGAAAUCAAAUCAAAAGGAUAUCUUCAUUCUACAAGCAGUGAAGAGGGGAAAGUGGCUUCUUGCUAUAUCGACUUUGCCCGGAUGUUGGCUGAUGGGGUAAAACUCGCUUCACUGCGGUAUGAAUUGUUGGUCGUGUCUGAGGAUCAGGACGAGCUGGUAGCCUUUUCCGUUUGGAGCUUUGACAUUAUUUAAUUAACAUCAACAGUCGACCCUUUUUAUACUUCUGAAUAUAAAUAUAUGUAUAGACAUUUGAUGAGCCACUGGGAAAUCAGGUUUAUUGAGGGUUUUUCCUGAGAAAUUGAAAUUUUGAAAUUGCUUAAUAGGUUUUAUAUCAAUAAAAAGAAUAAUGAAGUAUUUCAGUGAAAUUCCUGAUAUCUAUUGAGUAAUGGCAUUACAAAGUUGGCAUCUUCAUCCUGGAAAUUGCAUUAUGUUUAUAUAAUGUUACGGUACAGCUGUUAUUUUUGUAAUGUUUACUGAUACUGUUAUUUAGAUUAAAAACAUAAAACAUUAUAAGAAUAAAAAAAUAUACUUC